AUUUGACACACUUCUUCGCAGCCCCAACUUUUCCGCAGCCCCAACAGUUUACUUUAACUUCAUCCUAAAAAUGACACAGGCCUCUGCACAAAAUAAUCCCAGGCAAAAGAAAAAAGAAGUGCCUAAUGACGUUCAAGUUCUUGAGAGUUUAAAAGAUGAAUUAAGUGUCCAUGCGUUUUGGAUCGAAACAGAAUGGCAAAAGUGGUCUAUCCAAAGUUUCGACGCUGCUGCAGUCAAAUUGAAUCCUGGUAUUACAAAAGCGAACGCCCACCUUGACCUCACGUACGACAUCAACAUAAUUUUGAAAGCUUUGAAAGACAAGGCAAGCCGCCGCUGCUUACGACUAAAACAAAUGAAAAACGAUCUGAAAAGUAAGUCGUGUAGUCCAUCUUUAUGUUUCAAAACAAACGCUGACUUGCUUUUUUUCUCUAUACUGUUAGCCAUUGGCAAGGACAAAAUCAAUAAUCACUUUUGGCGAGAACAAGUUGUCAGCGAGGCCUUGGUAGAAAGUGAAGAGAAAGCCAUGAAGAGAAAGCGAGCUGUUGCUGAGGAAUGUUUUGCAGUGGCUACCCUUGAAAAAAUGACAAACCAAACACAAGAACUAGUGGGGGCUAAAAGAUCUAUUGAGCAAGUUGGUGAAAGUAGCUCAAGCACGCCCAAACGACAGGAAAUGACUAGUCCACUCAAGGAGAGACAUCAAGCAGAUAACGGUGAAAAUGAUGAAGAAAAGGCGGAUCAAGAUUGCAUUAUGAUGAAGAUACGACAGCAACUUUUCCAAAAAGCAUUCGAUUUGAAAGCGGAGACAAACAUGGAUCGUCUGAAUGCUUUGUCUUUGUGUCUGUUGCAGAAUUGGCCCCUUCAAGAUGAAAUAUUAGAGCAGAUACUUCGUAUCUCUUUAUGCGGAAUCGUUGACAAGGCUCACGAUUGGGUGUCAACGUACAUGAAACGUUGCUUCAAAGCAGAUGAUUGGGAUAAUCUGGAUACACUACCACACCAUAUUCAUGAAUUCGACUCUAGCACCAAUGCCAUAUUUGAUCAUACAAUCAAGGUAAGUGUUGAGUUAUGGAUUUGGAUGGAUGUGAUUGGAUAUUGGAGAAGGAGACAAAUAUCGACACCCCUAUAUCCUUUAUAGAUUUUGAAAGGAAAAGCCAAGACCGACGGUGUUGAUGAUCAUGUCCACGAAACCCAACAAGCAUUGAUCUACCUUGCAGAACAAAAGGUGGUGGAAAUCAGAAAAAAAACCGACUCACCUGUUCUACAAAUAAUCGACGUUUUGGAAGCAUCGAUCAAAAAUGGUUUAUAUCGUU
This is a messenger RNA of Zychaea mexicana, 1307 nucleotides long. RefSeq lists its product as uncharacterized. The transcript is spliced from 7 exons. The coding region runs from base 71 to 1132 and encodes 353 amino acids. The record is from RefSeq and is a predicted model, not a curated record. NCBI's taxonomy places the organism in Eukaryota, Fungi, Mucoromycota, Mucoromycetes, Mucorales, Lichtheimiaceae.